AUGACAAGCAAGCCCAUCCUUCACUACUUCAAUUCUCGGGGCAGAAUGGAGUCUGUCCGCUGGCUCUUGGCUGCAGCUGGAGUAGAGUUUGAAGAGAAAUAUAUUAAAACGCUAAAAGACUUGAAAAGGUUAAAGAAUGAUGGGAAUUUGAUGUUCCAGCAAGUGCCCAUGGUGGAGAUCGAUGGGAUGAAGCUGGUGCAGACCAGAGCCAUUCUCAACUACAUUGCCUCCAAAUACAACCUCUAUGGGAAGGACAUGAAGGAGAGAGCCUUGAUUGACAUGUAUACAGAAGGUACAUACGAUUUGAAUGACAUGAUUAUUCGUUACCCGUUCCUCCCACCUGGGGAGAAGAAUGUAAGCCUGGCCCAGAUCACACGGAAAGCAAGAAAGUGUUAUCUUCCUGCCUUUGAAGGGAUAAGUGGAGGCUCUGCAUUGAAGGACCAUGGGCAAGAUUACCUUGUUGGAAACAGGCUGAGCAGGGCUGACGUCCAUGUGGUUGAACUUCUCUACCACAUGGAGGAGCUGAAUGACAGUAUUGUGGGUAGCUUCCCCCGGCUUCAGGCUCUGAGAACCAGAGUCAGCGACCUCCCCACAGUGAAGAAGUUUCUUCAGCCCGGCAGUCAGAGGAAACCUUUCAAGGAUGAGAAAUAUGUAGAGGAGCUUAAGAGCUUCUUUUAUGAGACCGGACAAGAUCGCACCUAGAUUCCCUGUCUUCCACGUGUGCUGGCAGCGAAGGGCCCACGGUUGGUCCCAGAUGUCAUGGAGCCAACAAAGCUUUCCGACCUUUAUGUGUCCAUCUUGUCAGGCAUGAACCAUGCAGAUGGUUCGGUGCAAUAUCGUGUAUUGGGUUUUGAACAAAUUUGAAAUCGAGAUCACCUCCUAAGAUGUCCCUUUGAAUUUAAAUAAAGCAGAGAGAUGUUUCAAGUAA
Mastomys coucha (southern multimammate mouse) is the source of this 928-nucleotide messenger RNA. RefSeq names its product glutathione S-transferase alpha-3-like. Bases 1 to 702 code for a protein of 233 amino acids. NCBI's taxonomy places the organism in Eukaryota, Metazoa, Chordata, Mammalia, Rodentia, Muridae. Gene Ontology annotation, molecular function: glutathione transferase activity. Gene Ontology annotation, cellular component: extracellular exosome; cytosol. Gene Ontology annotation, biological process: glutathione metabolic process; xenobiotic metabolic process. The transcript has 6 exons. The record is from RefSeq and is a predicted model, not a curated record.